This is a messenger RNA of Saimiri boliviensis boliviensis (Bolivian squirrel monkey), 6208 nucleotides long. It is a transcript of the gene COL4A3, whose product is annotated as collagen type IV alpha 3 chain. Gene Ontology annotation, biological process: extracellular matrix organization. Gene Ontology annotation, molecular function: extracellular matrix structural constituent conferring tensile strength. Gene Ontology annotation, cellular component: collagen trimer. The record is from RefSeq and is a predicted model, not a curated record. Lineage: Eukaryota; Metazoa; Chordata; Mammalia; Primates; Cebidae.
GGAGGGACGGACCGCGCGACCGAGCCCUACAAAACCCGCCCCGGUUGAGUGGCGAGGCGAGCUCUCCAGCCCGGGCUCCCGGAGCCGCGCUACGCAGGAGACGCUGCGACCUGAGAGCCUGCGGGUCCCCGGACUCGCUGGGGCUCUGAGCGAGCGCCCUCCAUGAGCCCCCGGAUGGCGCUCAGGCCGCAGGUGCUCCUGCUGCCGCUCCUGCUGGUGCUCCUGGCGGCGGCGAGUGCGGCCGGCAAGGGCUGUAUCUGUAAAGACAAGGGCCAGUGCUUCUGUGACGGAGCCAAAGGGCAGAAGGGGGAAAAAGGCUUUCCUGGACCCCCUGGUUCUCCUGGCCAGAAAGGAUUCACAGGUCCUGAAGGCUUGCCUGGACCACAGGGACACAAGGGCUCUCUGGGACUUCCAGGACUCACUGGUGCCAAAGGUGUAAGGGGAAUAACUGGAUUGCCAGGAUUUUCUGGUUCUCCUGGACUUCCAGGCACCCCAGGCACUACUGGACCGUAUGGACUUGCUGGUGUACCAGGAUGCAAUGGUUCUAAGGGUGAGCAGGGGUUUCCAGGACUCCCAGGGACACCAGGCUACCCAGGGAUCCCGGGUGCUGCUGGUUUGAAAGGGCAAAAGGGUGCUCCUGCUAAAGGAGAAGAUAUAGAACUUGAUGCAAAAGGCGACCCCGGGUUGCCAGGAGCUCCAGGACCACAGGGUUUGCCAGGCCCUCCAGGUUUUCCUGGCCCUGUUGGCCCACCUGGUCCUCCGGGAUUUUUUGGCUUUCCAGGAGCCAUGGGACCUAGAGGACCUAAGGGUCACAUGGGUGACAGAGUGAUAGGACAAAAAGGAGAGCGGGGUGUGAAAGGAUUAACAGGACCCCCAGGACCACCAGGAACAGUUAUUGUGACCCUCACUGGCCCAGACAACAGAACGAACCUCAAGGGGGAAAAGGGAGACAAGGGAGCAAUGGGCAAGCCUGGACCUCCUGGACCCUCAGGACUGCCUGGAGAAUCAUACGGAUCUGAAAAGGGUGCUCAUGGAGAGCCUGGCCCACAGGGAAAACCUGGAAAAGAUGGUGUUCCUGGCUUCCCUGGAAGUGAGGGAGUCAAGGGCAACAGGGGUUUCCCUGGGUUAACAGGUGAAGAUGGCAUUAAGGGACAGAAAGGGGACACUGGCCCUCCAGGAUUUCGUGGUCCAACAGAAUAUUAUGACACAUACCAAGAAAAGGGAGAUAAAGGCAUUCCAGGCCCACCAGGGCCCAAAGGAGCUCGUGGCCCACAAGGUCCCAGUGGUCCCCCCGGAGUUCCUGGAAGUCCUGGACCAUCAAGGCCUGGCCUCAGAGGAGUCCCUGGAUGGCCAGGCUUGAAAGGAAGUAAAGGGGAACGAGGCCCCCCAGGAAAGGAUGCCAUGGGGACUCCUGGGUCCCCAGGAUGUCCUGGUUCACCAGGCCCUACAGGAUCACCGGGACCUCCAGGACCACCAGGUGACAUCGUUUUUCGCAAGGGUCCACCUGGAGAUCGCGGACUGCCAGGCUACCUAGGGUCUCCAGGAAUCCUUGGAGCUGAAGGACCCAAAGGAGAACCAGGUCUCUUGUGCACACAGUGCCCUUAUAUCCCAGGGCCUCCCGGUCUGCCAGGAUUGCCAGGGUUACAUGGUGUAAAAGGAAUCCCAGGAAGACAAGGUGCAGCCGGCCUGAAAGGAAGUCCAGGAUCCCCAGGAAAUACAGGACUUCCAGGAUUUCCAGGAUUCCCAGGUGCCCAGGGUGACCCAGGACUGAAAGGAGAAAAAGGCGAAACACUUCAGCCUAAGGGGCAAGUGGGUGCCCCAGGGGACCCGGGGCUAAGAGGGCAACCUGGGAGAAAGGGCUUGGAUGGAAUUCCUGGAACACCAGGAGUGAAAGGAUUACCAGGACCUAAAGGCGAACUGGCUCUGAGUGGUGAGAAGGGGGACCAAGGUCCUCCAGGGGAUCCUGGCUCCCCUGGGUUCCCAGGACCUGCAGGACCAGCUGGACCACCUGGCUAUGGACCCCAAGGAAAGCCUGGUCCCAAGGGCAGUCAAGGAGUUCCUGGAGCCCCUGGACCACCCGGAGAAGCCGGUCCUAGGGGAGAAGUCAGUGUUUCAACACCAGUUCCAGGCCCACCAGGACCUCCAGGGGCCCCUGGCCUCGCUGGCCCCCAAGGCCCACCUGGUAUCCCUGGAUCCACGGGGAAAUAUGGAGAUCCUGGUCUUCCAGGGCCUGAUGGUGAACCAGGAAUUCCAGGAAUUGGAUUUCCUGGGCCUCCUGGACCUAAGGGAGAUCAAGGUUUUCCAGGUACAAAAGGAUCACUGGGUUGUCCUGGAAAAAUGGGAGAUCCUGGGUUACCUGGAAAGCCAGGCCUCCCAGGAGCCAAGGGAGAGCCAGCACUAGCCAUGCCUGGAGGACCAGGAACACCAGGUUUUCCAGGAGAAAGAGGCAAUUCUGGGGAACAUGGAGAAAUUGGACUCCCUGGACUUCCAGGUCUCCCUGGAACUCCAGGAAAUGAAGGGCUUGAUGGACCACGAGGAGAUCCAGGGCAGCCUGGGCCACCUGGAGAACAAGGACCCCAAGGAAGGUGCAUAGAAGGUCCAAGGGGUGCCCAAGGACUUCCAGGAUUAAAUGGAUUGAAAGGGCAACAAGGCAGAAGAGGUAAAACAGGGACAAAGGGAGACCCAGGAAUUCCAGGCUUGGAUAGAUCAGGAUUUCCUGGAGAAACUGGAUCACCAGGAAGGCCAGGCCAUCAGGGCAAGACGGGACCGCCAGGUCAAAAAGGAUAUCCAGGAAAUCCAGGAAUUUUAGGGCCACCAGGUGAAGAUGGAAUGGUUGGGAUGAUGGGCUUUCCUGGAGCCAUUGGCUCUCCAGGGCCCCCUGGGAACCCAGGCAUGCCAGGGCAGAAGGGAAGCCUUGGAAUUCCAGGAGUGAAGGGCCAGAGAGGAACCCCAGGAGCCAAGGGGGAACAGGGAGAUAAAGGAAAUCCUGGGCCUUCUCAGAUAUCCCACUUAAUAGGGGACAAAGGAGAACCAGGUCUCAAAGGAUUCGCAGGAAAUAUGGGUGAGAAAGGAAACAGAGGUGUUCCAGGGCUUCCAGGUUUAAAAGGCCUCCAAGGACUACCUGGACCACCAGGAUCACCAGGCCCCAGAGGAGAUUUGGGCAGCAUUGGGAAUCCUGGAGAACCAGGACCACGUGGUGUGCCAGGGAGCAUGGGGAACAUGGGUAUGCCAGGUUCUAAAGGAAAAAGAGGAACUUUGGGAUUCCCAGGUCGAGCUGGAAGACCAGGCCUCCCAGGUAUUCACGGUCUCCAGGGAGAUAAGGGAGAGCCAGGUUAUUCAGAAGGUACAAGACCAGGACCACCAGGACCAACGGGGGAUCCAGGACUGCCGGGUGAUAUGGGAAAGAAAGGAGAAAUGGGGCAACCUGGCCCACCUGGACAUUCGGGGCCUGCUGGACCUGAGGGAGUCAUUGGAAGUCCUGGAAGUCCUGGCCUUCCAGGAAGGCCAGGUCCUCAUGGUGAUUUGGGUUUUAAAGGAAUCAAAGGCUUCCCGGGCCCUCCAGGAAUCAAAGGCCCUCCAGGUCUUCCGGGAUUCCCAGGAUCUCCUGGACCAAUGGGUAUAAGAGGUGACCAAGGACGUGAUGGAAUUCCUGGUCCAGCCGGAGAAAAGGGAGAAACAGGUUUGCUGGGGGCCCCUCCAGGCCCAAGAGGGGAUCCUGGUGCUCAAGGAGCCAAAGGAGACAGAGGAGCCCCAGGUUUGCCUGGCCUCCCUGGCAGAAAAGGGGCCAUGGGAGAUGCUGGGCCUCGAGGGCCCACAGGCAUCGAAGGAUUUCCAGGGCCACCAGGUCUGCCGGGUGCAAUCAUCCCUGGCCAGAAAGGAAACCGCGGUCUGCCAGGCUCAAGAGGAAGCCCAGGCAAGCCCGGUCCCCCUGGACCUCCAGGGAGUCACGUAAAAGGCAUAAAAGGAGACAAAGGGUCUAUGGGCCACCCUGGCCCAAAAGGUCCACCUGGAACUGUAGGAGACAUGGGACCACCAGGUCAUCCGGGAGCACCAGGCACUCCAGGUCUUCCAGGCCUCAGAGGUGAUCCUGGAUUCCAGGGGUUUCCGGGUGUGAAAGGAGAAAAGGGUAAUCCUGGAUUUCUAGGAUCCACUGGACCUCCAGGACCAAUGGGGCCAAAAGGACCACCUGGUAUACGUGGAGACCCUGGCACCCUUCAGAUUAUCUCCCUUCCAGGAAGCCCAGGGCCACCUGGCACACCUGGAGAACCAGGGAUGCGGGGAGAACCCGGGCCACCAGGGCCACCUGGAAACCUAGGACCCUGUGGGCCAAGAGGUAAACCAGGCAAAGAUGGAAAACCAGGAACUCCUGGACCAGUUGGAGAAAAAGGCAACAAAGGUUCUAAAGGACAGCAAGGACCACCUGGAUCAGACGGAUUCCCCGGUUUGAAGGGAAAGCCUGGAGACAUUGGAUCACCCGCAAUCUGGACGAAGAGAGGUUUUGUCUUCACCCGACACAGUCAAACCACAGCAAUUCCUUCAUGUCCAGAAGGGACAGUGCCACUCUACAGUGGGUUUUCUUUUCUUUAUGUACAAGGAAAUCAACGAGCCCACGGACAAGACCUUGGAACUCUUGGCAGCUGCCUGCAGCGAUUUACCACAAUGCCAUUCUUAUUCUGCAAUAUCAAUGAUGUAUGUAAUUUCGCCUCUCGAAAUGAUUAUUCAUACUGGCUGUCAACACCAGCUCUGAUGCCAAUGAACAUGGCUCCCAUUACUGGCAGUGCUCUUGAGCCUUAUAUAAGCAGAUGCACUGUCUGUGAAGGUCCUGCGAUCGCCAUAGCCGUUCACAGUCAAACCACUGACAUUCCUCCAUGUCCUCAUGGCUGGAUUUCUCUCUGGAAAGGAUUUUCUUUCAUCAUGUUCACAAGUGCAGGUUCUGAGGGCGCUGGGCAAGCACUGGCCUCCCCUGGCUCCUGCCUGGAAGAAUUCCGAGCCAGCCCAUUUCUCGAAUGUCAUGGAAGAGGAACGUGCAACUACUAUUCAAAUUCCUACAGUUUCUGGCUGGCUUCAUUAAACCCUGAAAGAAUGUUCAGAAAGCCUAUUCCAUCAACUGUGAAAGCUGGAGAAUUAGAAAAAAUAAUAAGUCGCUGUCAGGUGUGCAUGAAGAAAAGACAAUGAAGCUAAAAAAAGACAGCAGAACUGCUAUUUUUCAUCCUAAAGAAGGAAGUAAUGACAGAGCAUGCUUUCAGUUAGUAUUUUUCUUUACCCAAACAAUAUUGCUCCAUGGUGAUUUAGUAAGAAGUUUCAGUUUGUUUCCUCACAGAACAAAGCAGUUCUUCCAAGUCAGUUCUGUGAUCUGGGUCUCUAAAUCUGUGCUGUGUCAGAGUUCCCUGUGGCAAGGCAGCAACUAUUCACAAAAUAUCACCAAAAACCGAUUCCACUUGUAUCCAAGGCACUGUCACUAUGGUGACUGUAUGAAGUCUGAAUGCUACAAGUUGUGAAGUAUUUGGUCCGCUGGGUUCCUACAUUUCUCCUCUUCUCUUCCUGUCUUUAAAACUCAGGGAGGCUAAAUCAGCGUUUGACUGCCCUGCCACCCCUUCCUGAAACUUCAGACCCUGGGUAGGGGGAGAGAAGGAGGGAUGUGGUAUCCAGGAGCAUCAUGUAUAGAACUGGACUUUCAGACCUGCUGAGGACUGUAAGGCCUGAUGGAACACAGAGGUGAACUGAGGUUCAUGGAUUUUUCCAGGACUGUUUCAAACAUACCCACAGCGAAGGGCAAGAGGAGGGUUCCCUGAUGGGAUCAUAAAAGCCUUGGAAAUACUGUAUGGUUUAUUUUGUUAGUUUUUCAAGAUUUUUUGUUGUUCAUUUAUUGACUUCAUUUCACUGCAGCACUAAAGUCUGCUUAUAUUCAAAGCAUAUAGCAUUUUCCCCCUUAGUGAAUUAGCUUUCAAAGGAUAUUAGUACGUACAUACUAUGAAAUAUGUGUAACUUUAAAUUCUCUUUUACCAGCUAUGAAAUGUGCACUUUAUGCCCAUCCCAUAAAUGUUGGUACAUACCUUACACAAUGGAGCAGUUCAAUAAUCCACUGAAAGAACUUAAGGCAUUUGUUGGUUUAUCAGACUCAGAAUCUAUUUUUUCAUUGCUCUGAAUAUGUCAUCAUUCUAGGUUUUACAGAUUCAUUCCUUUGUUACUUCUCUAAUUCUUCCUUUGU